AAUAUCUUUCAACGGGCAGGAAAUAAUUUUCAAAUGUCCUUUGAAAGAAAGUAUGUUUAUCAAUAUGGUUUUUGAUAUCUUGAUAUUAAUAGGAGAUGUUACCACAUGUUUCUUCAAUUGGAGUUGUACAAUAGGACAAUUCAUAGUGUCUGCCCUAUGCCUGAUUGCAAGCAGUUUAUACAGUAGUACUCAGAAAUUAUCUAAUCUACUACAAAUACUUGUUGGAGAUUUCAAAUUAUUUGCUCAAGAUGUAGGCAGAACAACUAGUAAUAUUGUAUACUUUUUAGGAGACAUUUACAAUUAUUGCUCAUGUUUUGUGGACAAAGUUACUUCAGUUUUUAUUGAAUGUUUAGUGCUGAUUGGAUAAUCUAGUUUAAAAUGUCGUCCACAUUAUCGAGAUCCACAAGACUGAUACAUAAUGAAAUCAAAGGCCAUUUAAAGGUCAAAAAACGUUCAGUUAGUAGCAAAGAAAUCAUACAGAGAGAGAAACAGUUUUGCGCACAAAAUUAUCAUCCGUUGCCAGUUGUUUUAUCGAAAGGACAAGGGGUACAUGUUUGGGAUGUCGAAGGAAAUAAAUAUCUAGACUUCCUCAGCGGAUAUUCAGCAAACAACUUUGGUCAUUGCCAUCCAAAAAUUUUAAAAACGCUCAAUGAUCAAGCGAACACCCUACAUCAUACAUCAAGAGCUUUUUAUAACAAUAUUCUUAGUGACUUCGCCAAGAAAAUAACUGAAUAUUUUGGUUAUGACAGAUUCUUACCAAUGAAUACUGGUGUUGAAGCUUGUGAGACAGCUGUUAAAAUGUCAAGAAAAUGGGGUUACAUGAAGAAAAAUAUCCCCAAAAACGAGGCUAAAAUGUUAUUCGCAACAAAUAAUUUCUGGGGGCGCUCUAUAGCUGCUUGUUCAUCUUCCACUGAUCCUACUUGCUUUGAAGGAUAUGGCCCAUUUUUACCUGGAUUUCAGUGUAUCCCUUACGAUGACUUAACGGCCUUAGACAUUGCUGCACAAGAUUCUCUCGUCUGUGGUUUUAUGAUAGAACCGAUUCAAGGAGAAAGUGGUAUUAAUGUUCCUUCAGACGGAUAUUUAAAAGGUGUGAGACGAAUUUGCAGUAAAUAUAAUGUUCUUUGGACUGCAGACGAGGUCCAAACUGGUAUGGGAAGGACAGGAAAACGAUUAGCAGUAGAUUAUGAAGAUGUUUUACCAGAUAUUUUAGUAUUAGGGAAAUCUUUAGGAGGGGGUAUCUAUCCAGUAUCUGGAUGUUUAGCAAACGACAAUGUAAUGACUGUUAUUAAAGCUGGCACUCAUGGAUCAACGUUCGGGGGAAACCCAUUAGCUUCAAAGAUUGGAAUGACAACUUUAGACAUACUACAAGAAGAGAACUUGGCAGAAAAUUCUUUCAAGAUGGGAGAAAUCUUCAGAAAAGAACUUAACGAUAAACUCAACAAAAAAAUUGUCAUAACAGUCAGAGGAAAGGGUUUAUUCAAUGCUAUUGUUAUCAAUAGAAAUUAUGCCAAGGCUUGGGAUAUUUGUUUAAAAAUGAAGGAUAAAGGUCUUCUGUGUAAACAGACGCAUGAUGAUAUUAUAAGAUUUGUACCACCCCUCAUCAUCAAUGAAGAACAAAUUCUUGAAUCUGCUGAUAUAAUAAUUAAUACCAUCAAUGGCUUAAAAUAAAAGAAAGAAUAAACGAUUUUUAAUAUUUAAAA
Molecule: messenger RNA, 1700 nt
Organism: Harmonia axyridis
Lineage: Eukaryota; Metazoa; Arthropoda; Insecta; Coleoptera; Coccinellidae
Gene: Oat
Product: ornithine aminotransferase, mitochondrial
Exons: 7
Coding region: 379-1668 (429 amino acids)
Cellular component (GO): cytoplasm
Molecular function (GO): L-ornithine transaminase activity; identical protein binding; pyridoxal phosphate binding
Source: RefSeq, a predicted model, not a curated record